GUUGUGAGAGAGCUGAAAGAGCAAGCCGAGCAGCCACAGUGAUUUUUUGAAAGUCCUUUUUUUCCUCCUUAAUUUAAUUUUUCUACCCUCGUGCCUGGAUUUUGAAACUGUCAGCUGCACUGAUCACAAGCACUGGACAUCAAUAUGUGUCAUGUCAUUGUAACGUGUCGGUCGAUGCUGUGGACUCUCCUGAGUAUCGUGGUGGCUUUUGCAGAGCUCAUUGCUUUCAUGAGUGCAGACUGGCUGGUUGGCAAAGCGAAGCCUUCGAGCUCCGAGGAUGUGGACAACAGAACGGGAGGGUCGCAGGAGCCUUACCAUCCGACGUUGGGCAUCUAUGGGCGCUGCACCAGAAUCUCCCACAUGCAGCUUUCUAGACGAGACACGCUUUGUGGUCCUUAUGCCGAAAACUUCAAUGAGAUUGCCAGCGGAUUCUGGCAGGCAACCGCUAUUUUCCUAGCUGUGGGAAUCAUGAUUCUCUGUGCCGUCGCAUUUGUGUCUGUCUUUACUAUGUGCGUGCAGAGUAUUAUGAAGAAAAGCAUUUUUAAUGUCUGUGGGCUGCUACAAGGGAUUGCAG
Eurypyga helias (sunbittern) is the source of this 574-nucleotide messenger RNA. It is a transcript of the gene LHFPL2, whose product is annotated as lipoma HMGIC fusion partner-like 2. The annotation marks the transcript as partial. Gene Ontology annotation, cellular component: membrane. Lineage: Eukaryota; Metazoa; Chordata; Aves; Eurypygiformes; Eurypygidae. The record is from RefSeq and is a predicted model, not a curated record. The transcript has a single exon.